CGAAGAUGCGGCGAGACUGAGCGCAGCCAGAGACACGCCCACAAACGCGCACAUUCGGAGGCGCCAUUGUCUCGUCACGCACGCACGCGCGCGAGACGAUGCUGGCAUCUUGGCUCGCGCUCGCGGCCCAGCUGCUCGGUUCGUUGCAGGUGUCUCGGGCUUUCCAGGCGAGUCUGAAUGACGCAGGCCAGAUCACGGCGAACCUGGAGCCUUCCGACCUUCGGGAGAACAUCUCCGCGUACGCGGCGCAGAUCACCGGGGAGCCUCGCCCCGCCGUGAUCCCGUUUGGGGGGACCGGCGAGCCCCUGCUGUUCAACACGUCCUUCCAUGGUCUCGUCUACAGCGUGGGUCUCCUGCUUCAACGAGGACAGUUGUGGUCCAGACCCAUCAAGACCGUGUCCCUCCUCACCAGGCCGCUUCCUGUGAGUGGCGUACGGAUUUCAGACUACAAGGAAUCUCCAGAGACGGGCGUGGUCUUCGAGCUCGUCAGUCCGCCGGGGAACAUUUUCAGCAGAGUCAACAUCAGCUACAGCGAAGGAAGCGAGAGGCGCUCUCUGCUCUACAAAGACUUUUACAAGGGGAAGACCGUGUUCAAGCACUGGCUCCCGGGGGUGUGCUACCGCAACAUCACCUUCCAGCUCAUCUCCGAGGCCACUGCCUACCAGACGGCCAUGAGGAUGCAGAGUGACAUCACCCACGCGCCCGUGCGCCACAGGACGGUGCCGUAUCCCCCCCUCAACAUCUCGUGGAAGAUCGUGGAUCUGAGCCAAAGCCCGACGCGGGCGAGUCAACGGGCCGGCCGCCGUUCCCGUCACGUCCCGCUCAUGGACGAGGAGGAGGCGAAGCCCUCUGAGGAGUCACCGAUGGCCUCCACCGAGGAACCGGCACGCGACCGGGGCACCAUCGGCGAGACCGCGGAUGCCCCCACCCCGCGGUCGGACUCCGCCACCGAGAUUCCCGUCGACAGGGAAGACGAGUUUGUCAACGGCGAGGAGCCCGAGUACGAAGACUCCAAUGACGCGGGGUCGGCGAUGGGUCUCCCGGCAGAGGCUCUGGUCCUGCCCACUCGCAUGCCCCCCGUCCUGCUAGAGGUGCGCUGGCUGCCCCCCAGGGCGCCCACCAGCUACGACGGCUUCCGCGUCGACGUUUUCAGGGACGGGAACACCACUCAAACGGCCAGCGUGGAUGAAAGUACUCAUGAGUUCUUCGCCGAGCUGACAGAGGCGGGGACGUAUCACGUCAGAGUCACCACGCUCAGCACGGCAGGAGACUGUGAGCCCAGAGAGAGCAGCGCAGACGGCGGACUCACCUUCUACCUCGGUCCCGACGGCGAGGUCCUGCGUGAGCUACGCCAGCGUCCACGGAAAGUCACGGUGCGCUUGCUGGACUCCAGCACGGCCGCCGUAUCCUGGGCGCAGUCCCCGGAGACCCACGACGGCAGCGUGGUGUCGGUGGUGUCCACCACCUGCCUGAAGCCCGGCCCCAACCAAAGGAUGGAAAGCGACUACUGCGGCGAGGAAAACUCAACCAGCGAUAUCAUCGGCAACUUGACUCCGGGGGCUCAGUACCGGGUGCUGGUCUACCACACAAACGGACCCCUGAUCAGUCCUCCCUCGGAACCCGUCGUCAUGGAUAUUGAGCCCACGGGCGUCCGAGAGCUGGCCGCGUACCCGCUGGGCCCCACGGCGGUGGUCUUGAGCUGGCAGCGUCCGUCUCACGUGGCCUUCCGCAAGUAUGUCCUCCAGACCUUCUUCUUCAACCCCGUCACCCUCAGCUCCGAGUGGACCACGUACUACGAGAUUGCCGCCACCGCCUCCGUCAGAGCAUCAGUGAGGGUGACCGAUCUGCUGCCGGCUUGGCACUAUAACUUCCGCGUUACCAUGGUGACGUGGGGCGACCCACCACUCAGUUGCUGCGAUGGCUCCACCAUCAGCUUUGUCACAGCUCCGGAGGCGCCUCACAUCUCGGUGGCGGAUUACUCCCACGGCGUCCUCCAUGUUCGCUGGACAUACGGGGAACUCUUCGUGGACCUGUCGCACUCCAGGAUUACGCACUGGCAGGUGGCGGCGGUCGGCAAGAAAGGUCCCGGGAGACGCUUCUCGACGGACGUUCCUCGCAACGUGAUGAGCGCCGGCCUGCCCCUGCCGCCCGGCGACAUCUACAACCUGACGGUGACGGCGUACGCCGAGCGCGGCCGCAACACGUCCCUUCCCAGCGUCAUCAAACUGGAACCGGCGCCCCCCAGGUCGGUGUACGCCGUCAACGCCACGCACUCGUCGGUAACUCUGCUGUGGAGCGAGGACGGCGUCGUGGACCACUACCAGGUGCUCUGCAAACCAAGCCCAGGGAACAAAGAGAUGAGGACUCGAGAGCCUCAGGUGUCCAGCUCGCACGUGCUGACCGUUUCCGGCCUGAUGCCGUCGUCCAGCUACAACUGCAGCGUGGUCGGCGUCAGCUACAGCGCGCCCGGCAAGCCCGCCCACAUCACCAUCACCACGGCCGCCAAAGAGACCAACCCCGGCGUGGCGGCCAUCUGGGCCUUGGCCGUCCUGAGCGUCCUGCUGCUGAGCCUGCUGAUUCUCUUCUUGCUGCUUCUCCGCAAGAGGCAUCUGCAGAUGAGCAGGGGCUGCGGCGCCGAGACAUUCGUCAACUUUGCUUCAUUCGAAAGAGACGGGAAGCUGCCGUACAACUGGCGAAGAAGCCUCUUUGCCUUCCUUACCCUUCUGCCAUCCUGCCUUUGGACUGACUAUCUUUUGGCUUUUUAUAUUAAUCCAUGGGGCAAGACGGCCUUAAAGAAGCGCAAGCUGACAAGUCCUGUCCAGCUGGACGACUUUGACGCCUACUUCAAGGAGAUGAGCAAAGACUCGGCCUACAAGUUCUCUCUGCAGUUUGAGGAGCUCAAGAGCGUGGGCCUCGACCUCUCCCACGACGCCGCCGACCUGCCCGUUAACAGGCCCAAGAACCGAUACACCAACAUCCUGCCCUACGACUUCAGUCGCGUCCGGCUGAUCUCCAUGCACGACGACGAAGGCGCCGACUACAUCAACGCCAACUACAUUCCUGGCUACAGGCACGCCAAAGAGUACAUUGCCACGCAAGGUCCACUGCCGGAGACGCGCAACGACUUUUGGAAGAUGGUGCUGCAGCAGAAGUCGCCCAUCGUGGUCAUGCUGACGCAGUGCAACGAGCGGAGACGGGUCAAGUGCGACCACUACUGGCCCUUCAGCGACGAACCCGUCAUGUACGGCGAGAUCAGCGUGGAGGUGCUCUCGGAAAACGAGUCGCCCGAGUGGACCAUCAGGAAGUUCCGGUUGGGAUACGCGGACGAAACUCGGGACAUCUUGCAUCUGAACUACACUUCAUGGCCAGACCACGGCGUUCCCACGGUCAACGCCAUCGAGAGCAUCCUGCAGUUUGUCCAUAUCGUGCGGCAGCAGGCCAAGAGGACCAAAGACCCCAUCGUGGUCCACUGCAGUGCCGGCGUGGGCAGAACGGGCACCUUCAUGGCGUUGGACCGCCUGAUGCAGCACAUCCGGGAGCACGAGUUCGCCGACAUCCUGGGGAUGGUGUCGGAGAUGCGCUCCCACCGCCUGUCCAUGGUCCAGACGGAGGAGCAGUACGUGUUCAUCCACCAAUGCGUCCUGCUCAUGUGGCAAAAGAAGCAGCGGCAGCAGUCACUCGCCUCCGACGUCAUCUACGAGAACGCCGGCAAGACAUAAUGAGCAAGUGGCCGCUUGCGCGCGCCACGUGAUUAUUACACUGCACCGCAUCCCGACCCAGUUUGAGAACUUCUGAUUGCAAACACGGCCCUUCGCUAGGAACCCGGCCAAAAGGAGAAGCCUCGCCGACUCGGAGUAGCAAGCAAAUAGUGUGGGAAAAACAAACAAGAUGUCCGACUCGUCGCCGCUUUCCUGUCAAAAGGAACGGAAAGGCAUCCACGUUGAAGAAGACUAUUUUUCGCCUUUGAAGGGUGUCCAAAGCAACCCGACUUCUUCAUUUUCUUUUUCCACAAGUAAAGCUCACUUCUUUUACUCCAAAUACCAGCCUGUUUUAUUUCCUCACUCAAACUGACCCUCAGCCCCCCCAUCUUUUUACUCCGCGUUUGACUGGCAGAGGAGGGCUGCCACUCACUUAACUUGACUCACUUUUUUUGUUUUGUUUUGUUUUAAAGAAGGCGCAGCCCGCCACACCCUUCAGGAUGUAUGAGCACACUAAUAAGAAGAACAUAGGAUAGAAAAUUGAACUUUCCAUUUUUGAGGUGCAAGCAGAAGUUUUGACUUUCUGUGCAUCAUCGACAUCCUCCUCCCGCGCUAAUUUGGAUGCGUACAGACGGACGGGACCCUGCACGCGAACAGUUAUCGGGAGGUGAUGCCGUCACGAGUUGUGUAGAUAUUGUCAACUGCUGUUUUUACUUGUCGUGACUGUCAAAGACAAGGUGGCGUUUAUGAACCGGGGGCGAGCAAAGUUACGGCCCGCACGAGGUUCUUUUGAUCUGGCACACGCAGGCUUCCGACGUUUUUGCCACUCGUUUGUUCCAUUUUUUCAGAAACAUUUUGUCUUGUGAAAUCAACGACUCCCAUUAGCAAGAAUUUAAACGAGACACACUUCAUGUGUGAAAGUAUGACGAAAUCAACUAAACUAUCAAAAACAUGAGAUAUUGUUCCGACUUUGUUUGCUCGCCGUGAUGAAAACUUGAAAUCAGA
Messenger RNA from Hippocampus zosterae (dwarf seahorse), 4703 nucleotides. RefSeq names its product protein tyrosine phosphatase receptor type O (gene ptpro). Gene Ontology annotation, molecular function: cadherin binding; protein tyrosine phosphatase activity; Wnt-protein binding. The record is from RefSeq and is a predicted model, not a curated record. The coding region runs from base 99 to 3719 and encodes 1206 amino acids. Lineage: Eukaryota; Metazoa; Chordata; Actinopteri; Syngnathiformes; Syngnathidae. The transcript has 25 exons. Gene Ontology annotation, biological process: regulation of glomerular filtration; negative regulation of canonical Wnt signaling pathway; axon guidance. Gene Ontology annotation, cellular component: GABA-ergic synapse; plasma membrane; glutamatergic synapse.